Teleopsis dalmanni is the source of this 909-nucleotide messenger RNA. RefSeq lists its product as uncharacterized. The record is from RefSeq and is a predicted model, not a curated record. Lineage: Eukaryota; Metazoa; Arthropoda; Insecta; Diptera; Diopsidae. Bases 1 to 909 code for a protein of 302 amino acids. The transcript has 4 exons.
AUGGCUUGUCAAAGGCAAGGUCGCCGGACUUGGACUGAGUGGAACAAUGGAGAUCUCACAGCGGUAGUAUGUGAACAAAGGCACAGGCCUAGCCUACUGUUAACGUCCGCAUAUUUUCCGUACGAUGAAGAAGAACCAACACCAACAGCCUUUCGAGCACUGACUGCAUAUGCAGGAUCACGAGGAUUAUUUCUGGUAGCUGGUUGCGAUGCAAAUGGACAUCACGAGUGCUGGGGCAGCAGUGAUACCAACAGCAGGGGCAAUAAGCCAACAUUUCGAAACAGGGUUAGGGAAGAAGUUAUUGAUAUUACGGUGGCCACUGACUCUAAAUACUUUAAGGUAGACAAUUGGAGGGUAUCAGACACGCACUACUUUUUGGAUUAUUGUUGGAUACACUUCACCAUCAAUCUAGAAGUUAAGAGUCCAAGACCAUACAGAAAUUCCAAAAAUGCCGACUGGUCAAACUUUUCGAAACUUGUGAGCCAAAAGCUAAUUCGGACAAACGUCAAAAUUGGUCAAGGGAACGCAAACAUUGAUAAAGCGGUCGAUCGCAUUACGGGUAUCUUGAAUAAAUCUUUUGAAUCAGCUUGCCCCCUAACUAGGUCAAAAACUAAGCCUCAACCGGCUUGGUGGAGUGCGGAAUUGAGGCUGCUGAAAACUACAUCCAGAAACCUCUUCAACAAGGCAAAAAGUAGCCAGCAAGAAGAGGAUUGCAACUUUUAUAAAGUCAGUUUUAAUAUGUAUGGUAUAAAAGCAGAAUUAAAACUGCAAAGAGAAAUUCCUGGCAACAGUUCUGCGGAACUAUUGAGACUCAAUCGAACAACUACACGUCCACUAGCAUUGCGUGAAACAGUGUUACAAAAUUCAGCUUCGCAAUUAGAUUUUUCAUCAGUCAGCUUAGGUGCUUAG